GGAAGGGAAUCGCGAAUCGUGAAAAGAGAGAGAUAUCAUCACUUAUCGCAAUAAAACUUCGACAAAGAGAAAAAGAGAGAGAGAGAGUUUUGGUUGAGUUUUAGUACCUAGUUUUUAGUGUCAGUAAAGUUUCCUUCUCCGAGACAUGGCCACAGUAACUCGUUCCGCUAUGAUGGGAGUGGGGCCCGAAAAUUCACGUUAAAAACACGCAAGCAGCAGUUUAUCAGCGAUAAAGAUCAAGUCCACACGCCUCGUGCAACGACACCACAAUACGCUUGCAGAAGAGGCGUCGACUUCGUCAAUAACCUCAUCUUUUCUCUUGCCCGAUUCCCGAAUUAUUUCGACCACAUCUUCCUCAGGGAAGAACAACAGAACAAAAAGAUAUAUAUAUAUAUACACACGCAUAUACAGUCGUAACUUCGGAGUGAUUAGGGAGUGCGUGCAAGUAAGAGGAGUAGUGGAAGCAGGGCACGCGUCUACAAGCUCAUCCUCGUUAGCUCGAGGAGUGAGCUGAGACACCAACAUCGUGCAACGGACUCAACAGCCAUGAGCUCCUCCUCGAUACACUUCGUCGUUCAUCCCCUGCCUGGGACGGACGAUCAGCUGAACGACAGAUUAAAAGAAGUAGCUGAAAAAAUAAACAGAUAUGGUUUUGUCACCCCACCUGCCCUCAGUGGGCUCAAAUCAUCAGUUAAACGUAUUGUUGUGGGACCAACGCACAUUGGUUUGCUUAUGGAUGAUAACAAAAUAUGUCGUGUUGCAUACACAGUUAUAUAUGACAGAUUGGACUUGAGAAAAAAAGAGCCCAACAGAAACACCAGCAAAACUCAUGCCAGUAAUUCGUCGACAAACCAAAGUAGUGGAGGCGGCAGUGGCAGUGGAGGCGGUACCGGCAGUGCAACUGGCAAUAGCGGUAGUGGUACCGGUGGCAGUAGCAGUCGAGCCGGCAUUUCACGUUCGCGUGCCCGUAUAAUGCGCAACAACUCGGCCAUCCGCGGAGGUAGCAGUGGCAGUGGCAGUGGAGGUGGUACAGGCAGUGGUACGGGAGGUAGUGGUCGUAUCAACCCACCUGGAGUCAUAAUGAGCAGUGGUGGCAGUAGCGCUCGUCCGGUUGUGUCGGUACCGGCACCUUUCGUACCAGAAGAUCUUAUUUCUCAGGCCCAAAUGGUGUUGCAAGGCAAAAGCCGCAAUUUGAUCAUGCGCGAACUACAGCGUACAAAUUUAGAUGUCAACCUUGCUGUUAACAAUCUGCUUUCAAGAGACGACGAAGAAGGAGAUGAUGGCGAAGAUGCAGCUGACAGUUAUGUCCCGGAAGAUCUUAUAUCGUUACUCGAUGGAGGCUUCAGUAACGAGCAUUCGGUUAUAAUUGAUGCCGACUCUAUGUUUUCGGAAGAUGUGUUCGGGUAUCCAGGGAUGAGGAGGUACCUCAGCCGUAGUGGCCCGUCCCGUAGACUAGCGAUUGACAGGGAUGAGCGACCGUCGGAACGCGAUAGAGAUCGGGAUAGCUUUAGCCGAUGGAGAGAUCGUCAGUAUUACGGCCCACGACGUUGGCUGGAAACUGCUUUGAAAGAUUCUUGGGAUAAAGAUCCAGAUAUCAAGAAGAAAGAACUGGCAUCUCAAAGUCCUCUUUGGAUAUCUGAGGAUUUAGAAUGGUGGAAUGAUCGUGGCGAUGCAACUCCUCGUUUCACCCAAAUUGCUGCGCUUUACAGUGAAUUGAUUGCUAUCUCGUCGACCGGUCAACUCUACCAGUGGCGGUGGUCCGAUUCCGAGCCUUACAAACAUCCAGACAACCCAAAUAUUCAUCAUCCAAAAGCUGUAGCUCUAAACGUGGUGGGCGAAAAAAUCGUAAACAUAUCGGCUGCAGCGAUUAGGUGUUCCAUCAGUACAGAAAGCGGUAAAGUUGCUACUUGGCUUGACGAACUUUUGGGACACGUUGCCUCGAAAUUAGAACAUCCAGCUCAGGCUUUCACAGAAUUCACAUUAGACAAAAUUGUAUCGUUGUACACUUGUUCACUGUAUACAGUCGCUCGUCUCGAAAGCGGAGCCCUUUAUUGGUGGGGUGUUUUACCAUUUGCUCAGAGAAUGAAAUUAUGGGAAAAGUAUAAAGCUAAGUCCAAAAAACACCGACCAUCCACUGCAUCGACGUCCGAAAUAACAUACGGUAGCUACGUGUGCAUGAAAAAUAGUCCCAUUUAUCAACCAGGAGCGAUAGGUUUCACAAUAGCAAAUGGUGUACCUAAAGUUGGACAAUUAUUGUCAGCUGUUUGGAACCUUGACGCUACGUGCCGCUUCAAAGUUCUCCCUACUGGAAUAUUGCCACCUAAUAUAACAUCUGAAAAACGAGAAACCAACAGCAAUGGAUCUUCUAACAGUGGCAACAAAUCCAGUCAUAAAGAGACCGCUGACAGAAUAGACAUGCCACCACCGCCAUCACCAGCAUCCAGCACGUGCAGUGAUACUGGUAGCAUUACGACUAGUCACAAAAGAACUAAGCGCAUGGCUCCAAAAAGUGAUGACUCUGAAAAAAAAGACGAAGAAGAAUGGCAUUUAAGAGAUGUUGUUUUUGUUGAGGAUGUUAAAUCACUUCCAGUAGGAAAAGUAAUUAAAGUGGAUGGCUGUUACGUGGCUGUUAAAUUUUUAAAUAAAGAUUUAAAGGAUAAAGAAAAGGAGUUCAAAGAUAAAGAAGGUGCCGACAUAGCUGAAGAACCGACUAAGCUUCUUGCUGAUUGCAGGCUUCUCCGUAAGGAUGAGUUAAUGGUAAUGAAGUCAUCCAUGAAUUCUCGCGCGCCAGACUGUUUCCAACGGACACCAAGACGUAUAAAUAUCGCUGAAGGCUCUAGCGACAAUCUUUUGACAAUAGCAGCAGACGGACAAGGCAUUCAUGCAAUUUCACGUACAGGAAAUAAGUUGAGCUACGUGAUUUAUAAUAUAAGCACUGGCAGAUAUGUACAAGAUUGUUACAUUCCAUCAGAUAUUUCGUCGUUCUUAGGCUUACAGCCUCAAAAUAUCAUUCUUACUAAUGCUGGAGAGAAUACCGAGUGUUCGAUGAUUUUGCGUGACGGAAAUAACACGAUAUAUCCUCUUGCAAAAGACUGCGCUGACGCAAUUCGUGAUCCCAACUGGCUGGAUCUAGUGCCAGUGCUUUGCAUUGGUGCCUCAACCAUUCCUAUCCCAAGUAUUCCCUCUAUGAACCUUAAGAACCAAGUAUCUGUUAUUGCUCUCGUUUUUGAUAAUCUCUUGCUCAUGCCAAGGAUUCUCAGAUGCGAUUUUGAAGGUGUUAAACAAGUUUUCACUAAUCUGGACCAAGAGCUGAAAGGCAAUGUGGCUCAAAUGCAAUCAAUUCUCAAUGAGCGUUGUGAUGGCAAUCGUAAUAUCCUUCAUGCUUGCAUAACUAUGUGCGCUCCAACGUCAAAUAAAGAAACUGACCCAAGCAUCGAGCAUGAAUUGGUUUCGAAUACAGUUGAUGCUAACGCCGCCCCUAUGGAAGAGCCAAUCCCAACAUUGAACUGGCCUUCAGAAGCUUUUGACAAUACAUCAGGUGAAGAAGAUUCUUUACUUGGAAUUGGAGCUUCUAGCAUAUCUAUGAUGAACAGAAGCACUACAAAUAAUACCUACAUAAUUGAUUCGGCCCAAAGACGCAAAAAUGCUCUACUUAUAUUGCAAUAUAUGUGCGAGAUUCCAGUCUUAGCUCCACACCUCAGAGAAUUGCUUACUGCUAGAGAUUCACAGGGCCAGACUCCAUUGAUGCUUGCAGUGUCGGUGCGUGCGUAUAGUGCCGCACUUGUAAUCCUUGAAACGAUCCAACGCGUUGGCAAAGAUACGAAAGACUGCGCCCCAAUGAUACUACCUGCAGACGCAAGUCCUGAUCUAUCACCCCUGUUUGUCACCUGCUGCAACGACACAUGCAGCUUCACGUGGACAGGUGCUGACCACAUAAAUCAGGAUAUCUUUGAAUGUCGCACUUGCGGUCUCACUGGGUCUCUGUGCUGUUGUACAGAGUGUGCCAAGGUCUGCCAUCGUGGUCACGAUUGCAAGCUCAAGCACACUUCACCCACCGCGUAUUGUGACUGCUGGGAAAAGUGCAAGUGCAAAGCCCUGAUCGCUGGCCGUCAGAAUGCCAGAUAUGAUUUACUAUGCAGGCUUGUGACCAGUACCGAUCUUGCAACUAAAAUUAAUUCUAGAGGCGAGUCUAUCCUUCUGUUCUUAGUACAGACAGUUGGUCGGCAGUCGGUAGAACAACGCCAGUUCCAUUCGGCACCUAGGGCGCGUUCUACAUCAGCUAAUCGUAAGAAUCCCACUUCGGACGGUAUUGUUGCUGAAUCGGACAUGCCCGAUCAUGACCUCGAACCACCGCGAUUUAAUCGCAAAGCUCUUGAACGACUUCUCAACGAUUGGUCAGCCGUUCAAUGCACCAUUAUGUCCGGUGUGCAUGAAAAUGCUACUACGGAUCAGCUGUUCGGCGAUCAGAGCCAGGGAUCAAAACAGAGUGGUACUGCGUUGCUUGACAAGUUUACUCAUUCCCUGCUUGUCAAGUGUAGUUCUGAAAUGUUGGAUACGCUCCUGACGACCCUUAUUCGAGAACUGCAGAAUGAUAGUAUACCAGGCAGGAUGGAGGAGGCUAAUAUCGUGGCGCGCAGGUUUGUUAGAUCUGUGGCGAGGAUCUUUGUUAUUUUCGCUAUCGAGAUGGCGCCCAACACGGCCAAGAGAAGAAGUACAAGUCAAGCUUCGCAACCGCAGGUGAAGUGCCGCAGAAUAUUCCAAGCUCUAAUCAAACUAGCUGUUGAAGAGUUAUGUGAGACUGCUGAUUCCUUAAUUGCACCAGUGCGUUUAGGGGUAUCCAGACCUACUGCGCCAUUCAUUCUUACAAGCUCUGCUAUUGAAGCAAUUAACGGAUCUGAGGAAUUGUUCUCUAUUGAACCUUUGAUUCCGCACAGUGGCCUUAAUGCACAGAGUUUAGAUGCUUCUUUGCAAGCCCAACAGGGAAACAAUAAUUUAUCCAUUGCCAGAGAUGCAUCAAAUAUUGACGAAGUCGAGCCCGGCGAAGAAGUUCCAAUGGACCUGGAUGGCGAAAUGAGCGAGCACGAGGAAUCCUCAGCACCUGUAAGUACUCAGCCUCUGAGCGAAGUUGACGCUGUUGCCCCCGGUGUUGGAGAAGAUCCUCCUGGUGACGGUGAAUCUGACACCGAACUUGAUUUGAUGGUCGAGGCUGAAACCGAAUCUGACUCUGACGACAACCACAGCAACCAAGACACGGCAUCAGCUCAGCGUAGUGUUCAAACAGGCGCUACUGCCGGUUCGGAUGGCGGCAUGAACUCGAUAUUGCUCUAUCCUGAAGACGAGUCUGGUGAAUCGAGCCAACAGGAAGAUGACGAAAGCGAAGCUGGAGAGACAGAUGACCAGGACACGGAAGAGUUCCAGAUUGGUGAUGAGCAGCUCGAGCGCAGAAACGGUUCCAGUGGACAAGCCCAACGCAACAAUCUUGCGCCUGUAUCAAUGCAGUGGGCCAUCCGCAAUCGUGAAACAAAUACUCGUACAACCGGCGUGAGAGUCACAGGUGGCAAUAACCUUGUUUUCAUCGAUCCGUCGUCACUCCGACGAUCAACUGCUACCUCAGCAGUUGCAACUACACAGGAGCCCAUCACCAUGGGCACGACUGCCAGUUGUCUGGCCCGAGCAUUCGGGAUUGUUAUUCGGCAAAUUGCUGACUUGCUAACAAUGAUGCAGGCCUACAAAAUGGUUGCACCGACCCUACCUAGGACAUUGGAUGUCUCGUACAAUGACGCCAUCAACUUACAGAUGUAUCUGGAGGCUCACUUGAAGCCAACGUGGGACUGGCUGUUGACAGUCAUGGAUGCUACAGAGGCGCAGCUACGUUUUGGGGUCUCCCUCACUCGCAGCGCCGAUCCCUCGCAUCCGGAGCACCCACUAAACAGUGCGCCUUCACUGUCGGGUGGCAACUUUACUGGACUACUUAACUCAGCGGCUUUGUCGCUGUCGUUGCAAAGUGGUAGUGGCCGCAACGCUCGUACCGGCAUUUCCGCCUCGUCGAAUAUAGCAGCAGGUCAAGGGUCCACGAGACUAACCGUCGGUUUUAGCAGCACUGAUGCUGCACGAAACAGUAGAGAACGUGAGGGCGCAGAUGCACACUCGGCCAGACGCGAAUUCUUAUCCUACUGUCUGUCGCUAAUGAGAGCUCACAAUGGCGAGCACAGAGACAGCUUGCCAGUUCUUGACGUUUCCGCAUUACGCCACGUAGCUUAUGUGUUUGAUGCUCUCGUCUAUUAUAUGAGGUCUCUAUCCGAACCACUGACAUCACGGGGAGACGUGCCUAAAGAUGCUUCUGAUGCUGCUUGGAAUGACCAGGAUGAGAAUGACAACGAAGAGGGUGAGGAAGACACUCUUAACUCAGCUGCUGCAAUGGAAACUGAUUCGGUUGAAUAUCCCGAACUGCUUAACAUUCCGUGCGUCUCGGCUCCCAAUAACAGUACUUUAAAUUCAAGCACCGUCAGCGGCUCGGGCAAAGGCAGAAAACAUCCCUUCCUCCAGCGUUCGGACUCGACUCUUUGUCUAGGUUGUCCUACUUUAGAUCCCUUUGACACUAGCCUCUCCGAGGCAUUACCUCUCGCUGAUCAGCCACAUUUGUUGCAACCGCACUCGAGGCGUGAAGAUCUUUUCGGAGUACCUCGUCAAAAUUCAACCGGUGGAGCUAAUGGACUAGAAGGAUUACCUACGAGGCUUGGAUUGUCCACCAGAAGCAACGAGACGCAACAGAUCAACUCGUCUACACUUAUAUUGGGUCACACUUCAGAACAGAUAGCUAAGAGUCAGGGCAGCAAUAACGCAGACAGAAGAAACGCCCAAGAAUCAAACCGAAAUCCUGGUGAAUCCAGUUCGGCAAAGUACAGUGACAAGCCAAAAGUAUACAGUCAAUCAGCCGAGUCUGUACAGUAUACGAUAGCUGUAGCCGACAUGCAGACAGAUCGAGCUCCGAUAAUUGUCUCUCCUAGCAACCAACUCGUGGACACAGAUAGCAAUAGUAGUAGUGGCAGUCCACAAAAAUCUUGUACUAACAAAAUUGAACGCAGCGUGAUAGUCCGCGCUGGCAGCAGCAGCGUCUGCUCUACCAAGUCUCAAAACAAUGUUGAUAAACAGGCUUUUUACAUGACGUCGGACGAGGUAGCAGUAACAGGACAGAGUAGCGAGUUACAGACAGCUGGUGCUAACGAGAAGGUAGAUCUCGCGCCUAACGCAUCAGUUCAAGAAGACUCUGUGCAUGACACAGUGAUGGAAACCACCCAAAUGACGUCGGAAGAGCCAGCUGAUACUGUUGCUGCUGCUGCUACUACUGUUACGGCCACUGCUAGUACUGCACCUACUGUGCCUCCAACACCAAGCAGACAACAAAUUUCUAAUCUUAGCCCCAAGAUCUCACACAAUAUCCUGCUAGGCCGCUGGAGGCUUUCGCUCGAUUUAUUCGGUAGAGUUUUCAUGGAGGAUGUGGGUCUAGAGACUGGAAGUAUAGUAUCCGAGCUUGGUGGCUUUCCAGUAAAAGAAGCAAAAUUCAGGAGAGACAUGGAAAAACUAAGAAGCAUACAGCAAAAAGAUAUCACGCUGUCUAAGGUCGAACGCGACAGAACGCAGCUGCUCAUUCAGACAAUGAAGGAACUGAAUACACAGUACAACAUUUAUAAUAGAAGGGCAUCGAAUGCACCACCACUAGCAGUGUCGCGUGUCAAAGUUACAUUUAAGGAUGAGCCUGGAGAAGGUUCGGGCGUGGCGCGGAGCUUUUACACAGCGAUAGCUGAGGCACUCCUAGCCAAUGAGAAACUACCGAAUCUUGAAGCAGCACAAGUAGGCUCCAAAUACACUCAAUGCAACGUUUUGCAAAAGCUCAAAAUCAAAGAUCGCGAUCGGGAUCUCCGACGACAGAACAUCCGAUCGUCCGUCAAAUGCAGAGAAUCGCGUCGCACACUAUCGUUUGAAGCUCGUUCGUUUUAUCCGACGACCUCUUUGGAAGGUUCGUCGUCCUCGAACUCGUCCGGCAACUCAUCUUCCGCAAAUCAUCCGCCAGCCUUCGGUCACUCAAACAACGAUCACUUAACGAUGCACCAGCAACAAUUGGGUGACAGAUUAUACCCAAAAGUGUAUGCGCUGAAACCGUCCCACGCCGAAAAAAUUACGGGUAUGCUACUAGAGAUGAAUCCGGCACAAUUGUUGAUGCUGCUGGCAUCAGAGGAAUCGCUCAGACAGAAAGUCGAGGAAGCGUAUGAACUUAUACAUAGUCACAAUCAAGAUCUGGCAAGUGAGGCUCUGCUAGAUCUCGAUGUCUUUAGUCUAACCGAGCGGUGUGGUGCUAAGAAAAAGAAUUUAGACAAUUCGAUAGUUGAUGAUCCAGAAGACAAUGCCCCGCUGUUCUACGCACCCGGUAAACGAGGAUUCUACACUCCGAGACAGGGAAGAGCGUCCUACGAAAGAUUAAACGCAUUUAGGAAUGUCGGCCGGCUAAUAGGAUUAUGUUUACAGCAAAACGAACUAUUCCCAAUAUUCCUGAACCGACACGUGUUAAAAUACAUUCUCGGUAGACCGAUAAGGUUCCACGAUCUUGCAUUUUUCGAUCCCGUCAUAUAUGAGAGUUUAAGGCAGCUUGUUGUUGACGCUGAGACAAAAGAUAGCAGCAACUUAUUCCACUUGGAUCUUACGUUUAACAUCGAUCUAUGCCCAGAGGAAGGCGGUGGCGCUAUUGAGCUCGUACAUAAUGGCCAUAGCAUCGAGGUGACAACGUCAAAUGUCUACGAUUACGUUCGCAAGUACGCGGAAGUACGAAUGGUCAAAGUGCAAGAUAAAGCACUCGAAGCGAUACGCGAGGGUGUGUUCGACGUGUUACCAGAAGGUGCUCUCGAUGGUCUCACAGCUGAGGACCUUCGACUGUUACUCAAUGGUGUCGGUGAUAUUAAUGUCUCGGUGCUCAUAUCGUACACGUCGUUCAACGACGAGUCGGGUGAGUCGACAGAUAGACUAGUUAAAUUUAAAAGGUGGUUGUGGUCGAUCGUUGAGAAAAUGACGCACACGGAAAGACAGGAUUUGGUUUACUUUUGGACGGGUUCACCAGCAUUACCGGCAAGUGAAGACGGAUUCCAGCCUAUGCCGAGCGUUACGAUCCGACCAGCCGACGACAUGCAUCUACCCACGGCCAACACCUGCAUAUCUCGCCUCUAUGUGCCCCUGUACAGCUCGCGUCACGUGCUACGACACAAACUGCUGCUGGCUAUCAAAACGAAGAACUUUGGUUUUGUUUGAGGAGACGAUAGCGAAGAAUAAAACUAUGCCGAUUCUCGCGCUCGCGCUCUCUCUUCUUUUCGUCGUCGAAAAUAUCAUCUCCCUUUUAUUUCGUCGUCUCUCGUCUUCGUCACAGCACCAUCAUUAUCUAACAAAACGGGAGCUAUCACGGGAACUUGCAAAUUCACGUUUCAGGUUUUGAACGACGAAUACUCAUUUGUGAAAUUAAUUGGUUUCACGUGUUACUACAAAAUCUUCACUUUUAUCAUUUUAUCAAUUAUUGCAAUUUUUUUUUUUUCAAGUUGUGAACAAUUUAUGACAACAACAAAAUAAUAAUACGUGGUGAAAGGUGGAAAUUAAUUUUCUUUCUGAAAAUGUAUUUCGCGUGACUGCUUUAUCGGCUAAGGUAGCAAUAAGAAACACAAGAAACAAAUAAACUUGAUGUGUGAUACGUGGCGAAUCACGUAAUGAUAUAUUUUCGUUGUAAAUAAAUUUACAAGAGACGCUCUUAUAGAUAAUCGAAUGACGAUUUCUUAUUGCUAUCAAAGUAUUCCCUCAAACUCAUAAAAUGUAUAUGAAAAUUUUAGAUUAGUGAAGAGAUCACAUCAUUACCAUUAAAAUAAACACGAGCUUUUGAUUUAGAGUAAUUUUUCUUUGUAGUUAUUAUACUUAAAAACUUAGUGGUUAAGAUGUUUUAAUUAUUUAUCGAUUAAAAUGAUUAAAUUAAGAUGGUUAAACCUUUAGAAAAGAAAAUUUGCGCAAGUUCCCGAUUUUCCAUACUUUUUGGAACAAAAUUUAAACAAACGAACGCAUAAAUUAAAAAGUAAUGGUAAGAAGUUAUACGUUGUUAUUUUUUUUUCUU
Molecule: messenger RNA, 10138 nt
Organism: Copidosoma floridanum
Lineage: Eukaryota; Metazoa; Arthropoda; Insecta; Hymenoptera; Encyrtidae
Gene: hyd
Product: E3 ubiquitin-protein ligase hyd
Biological process (GO): positive regulation of canonical Wnt signaling pathway; protein polyubiquitination
Cellular component (GO): cytoplasm; nucleus
Molecular function (GO): ubiquitin-ubiquitin ligase activity; zinc ion binding; RNA binding
Source: RefSeq, a predicted model, not a curated record